Molecule: messenger RNA, 8115 nt
Organism: Xyrichtys novacula (pearly razorfish)
Lineage: Eukaryota; Metazoa; Chordata; Actinopteri; Labriformes; Labridae
Source: the annotation of a GenBank genome assembly
AAAUUCACCUGUGCUGAUUCAUGUGGGCUUAGUACAACGGCAGUUUUGUGCGAGUGGCCUCAGGCAGCUCAGGCAAUCCCUGACUGGUUGUUCAUUUAGCCUAUCAGCACAAAAGAAUCAAUAGAAUCAAAAGUCAGUCAUUUAUGACAGUUUAAGGGAUGUAGAUAACUUAAGCUGAAAACUCAUUUACAAACCAUCACUCAGUAUCCAACAAUUAGGUUAUCAGUAUUAUCAGAAAAUCGCGAGCAUCAUUGUAGCUGUUUAUGUGCUCCUUGAAAUUGGGCUGGGGAGGGAUUCAGCUGCAGUUUGUAUUUUGUGCCUGAGAUUAUUGUUGCAUGUAUUCCUUACAGAGCCGUCCCUCCCAUUUCUCUCAUCAGUGAGUAAAAGCCUGUCUUGGCAGACAUGCUAUAUGCUAGAGACAAAGACAGAGGAUCAUCUGUUUCACAGGUAAGUGGUUGUUUGCAUUGUUUUCCUGUGUUGUGCGGUAUAGAUACCUGCUACUAAGACUGCCACAAAAAAAAAUAUUUAGCUCUAGUUUUUAGUUAGCAAAGUUUAAAAGACCUAGUUUGAAUUAUUUUGCUAUGUCUAAACAAGCCAUUGGAGAUUACGUCAUAAUGUAAUUUGUAAAAUCAUCCUAAAAUGUAGAAGCUAAGUAAAGUCUUUCAAGCGUUGUAGUCAUUUUUCUUUUAAAUUAAAAACCCUACCUGUUCAGAUAUUUUAUACUUAACUGAAUAUUAUUUAGGCAACCUAUCCUUUUUCUAAAGAUUUGCUGCAAUUCACAAACUGUUUCAUAAACAGAGAAACCCUGAACACCAAAGAAUGUAUUAUUUGUUUAAAAAAAACUCAAGUAAACUCAAUAACUGAUAAAUUGUUUAGUUUGUACUGAAAUUGUUGUGUUUGCACUGACACUGUAGGGAUAUUGCUGUCUCUUUUUGACACCUGCAAUUCAUAACUCUUGCAACUUGAAUUUUGAAGCGCUUUUCAAAUAAAGGUCUAAUUGAAAUAGACUUUAUAACCCUUUCUUUCCCCACACAUCAUCACUCUGACAUCAAUGCUGUGUUGUCCCUAAGGUGUUCAUUACAUCCUUUUAUAGGCAGCUUGAACAGCUGUUCCCUGUACACACCACUGUGUUCAGAGAUUUAUUACAUGUUAUCCAUGUAUGUUCUGCUUUGUGGUUUCGGCAUUUACUGUCAUGAAUAAUUCAGAAGACUAAAAUUAAAAUGAAUUGUAAUUGUUGCCAUUUGUGUUCACUUGUGGUAACAAUAAAUAAAGUGCUAAUACUCGUGCAGAAUUUCAAUUAUCUGGUACAUACACAUACUUAGUAAAGAUUAAAUUAACAUCACUUUAUAACAAUAAAAUAUAAAUGUAUGAGUUGUGCAUCAACCAGUCUCUAUAAGCAGAUUGUGAGUGUAAACAUUGGCUCUAUUUUGACUACAUUUCUGGUGUCUAAAGUACUGUGCCUUGCAUUCGUCAUCAGAGUAGUCUAGACUUUCUAUGUUUCUCUGAAUGUUGUUAUAAAAAAUGGAAAAGGCAUAAAAUUGUAGCAUUUAUGUAAAACAUACAUCAUCCAUUUGUAAGUCAAUAUAUCAGUUCAAUGAAAUUACAUCCAAUGCAAAUCUGCACUUACAUGCAGCAUACAAUGUGGUCAAAGAGCUCAUUGAUGGCUACUGCAGUGUCUAGUCGAGCCAUAAACGAGCACAGAUAAAGCAUUCUUGGCCAUGAAAUAUUGAACCACUUACCUUAAUAACCAAUGGCUACUCCAGAUGAAUUAUCUGUUGCUAUAAGAGGCUAAAUCAGUGAAACAGGCUGCUUUAAAAUGACUUCUGCAUAAAAUUGAUCAAAACGUCUUCUAUAUCUGUGUGAUAUUUCAGGUUUGAGUAGACCAUGGACAACAGAAGCUUGGGAUUGCUUGAAGAUGUCAACGCUACACUCCAGGAUGGACUUCACUCCUGUAAUACACUGAGAAACCAGGCCUCCCGAAUUUUCCUGUAUGCCUUCCUCUCUGUUGGCAUCAUCUGCACUGUAGUGGGAAACUUCCUGGUGGUCUUGUCCAUUGCCUACUUCAAGCAGUUGCAGUCGCCCACCAACUCUUUCGUCAUGUCUCUUGCUGUGGCUGACUGCCUUGUUGGACUAAUAGUGAUGCCAUAUAGUAUGAUUCGGACCGUGGAGGGAUGCUGGUUCUUUGGCAUGGUUUUUUGUCGGCUUCAUUCGAGCUUGGAUGUCAUGCUCUGCACCGCCUCCAUAUUUCAUCUCAGCUGCAUUGCCUUUGACCGAUACUACGCUGUCUGCAACCCGCUUGUGUACUCUUUAAAGAUGUCCCAGAGUCGAGUAGCUCUCCUUAUUGUUGUGUGUUGGGCUGUUCCCAUGCUUAUUUCCUUUGGCCCUAUAAUGCUAAAUCUCCAUAUUGCUGGUGUUAACAUCCUGCUCCCUGAAGAUGUAUGUGUGUUUUUGGUUAACCGUAUUUACGCUGUCAUGGCUUCCUUGGUAGCCUUCUACUUGCCAAUGGCUACCAUGCUAGUAGCCUACUGGAAGAUCUUCAAAGCUGCCAAAAGGCAGGCCAUGCAGAUCAGUGCCAUGGAGAGUCAGAUGGCUGCUGGAGUGGGCAAAGACUCAAGCAAGAAACAAAGGCACCGUAACGCUAUGAGGAGGGAAAAGAAGGCAGCUAAAACUUUGGGUAUCAUCAUGGGAGUUUUCCUCCUCUUUUGGAUGCCCUUCUUUACUGUCAACAUUGUAGAUCCCUUCAUUGACUACAGUACAGAGGUGGUCAUCUGGGACAUAUUCUUGUGGCUUGGAUAUAUCAACUCAUCUCUUAAUCCCUUCCUGUAUGGCUUCUUCAAUCGUUCCUUCCGUAGGGCGUUUCUCAUGUUUAUAGGUUGCAGGGUCUGCCUGCACAGGUCCUCUCCCGGGAUGGAGCUGUCGCACACUAAGAAAGAGGCAAAUGAUAGAGAAGAUAAGCGCUAAACUAAGAAUUGGAUUUGUGCUUUUGAGUAGGCACAGGAUUGCUAUGGGGUGGUAAGAGCCAUAUACUGUAUAUAAACCUACUUUCAUUCCUUGGCUUUUAACCCAGCAUGAAUGGAUUGGAUAUCUGUGUGUAACAGGACAGGACUUAAAAAAUGAAUGAGGUGGUCUGGACUUUCAAGGAAACUUCCCCAGUGAAGCAAGUUUGACAGUGAUUUGUUUGACAUAAAGUCACUGGCUCAUGCAUAUAAGUCUCAUGUGUAUUUACGUUAUUCGAAAGUAGUUUCAUGGAUCUUUUUCUAAUAACACUAAAGUAUCCAAGGGGAUGUCAGAGCAAGUCUGUCCAGGAAAUUUCAGCAUCUGGAAGAAAAAGUUUCAAGUGUUAAAGGGGACCAACCACCGCCAACUAUUUGAUGUGAGACUCAAACAAGAAGUGGGAGGUUUGGAAGGACUGAAGAAGCCAUUUCAAGGGUGAAUUUGGUGCUCCAGAGGAUUAAACUCAGGUACAGAUCUCAUGUUUACCUUUGAUUCUGCUCAUCUUUAUGACUUUGACUCAGUGGACCAUAUCAAACUUGACAGUUAUGAUUUACACACGACCUGAUCUGGCUGUAUCAACCAGCUGUUUUCAAGGGCAUAUCUAACCCUCAUUAGUAAAACUGAAAGUCUGACAGGUUUUUUGACUCUUCCAUUGGGCAGUAAAAUGACUGAGGAGGAGUUGCCAGAUGUAAGAUGCCAAACUCGAGGCAAACUAUGCAGUAUAUAUAGUCUGUAUUGGUUUGUGUCAGUAUGUACACUAACAAUCUUUCAAUUAUUUGAGGAGGAAUGCACCAACUCUGAUUUCAUUUUAGAAAUGCUUGUUAAAGUAGCUCAUUUGUCACUCAUAUGACCCCUUAAGCAGAUGAAUGAUUAACUCUUUGUGUUGUUUCUUGGAUCCAUUCAUGUUUGUUAGUAUCUAAAAACUUCUUUAUCCCCACAUAUACAUGGCUUAAAACUUUGGUUUUUCCCUCAAAUUUGAUUAAUAGUGAUAGAUCUGUCUACAUAACCCCAGGCUAUCUUAUAACAAGCUGAGGAUUGUGUGUCCAUGGUACCGUUCCAAUCAUUUUUUUCUGUACAAAACAAAACAAAAAGAUUCAGUUUGGUUGAGCAUUGCUCUCCAGUUUGCUAUAAGAUUUGAGAACGUACGAGAGGAACCUUGAAACUCUGUAUACUGUAUUUUCUUAUGUUGCUUCACUCUUGAACCUCUUGUACACUCCUUAGAGUAAUUAUAGAGAUAUCCACUGCCCACAGCUCUGAGCAAACUUGUCUUUAUCAAGAUAUUCAAGAUCUGGACAUUAAUCUGCAGUCUCUUCAUAAACUCCAAGAUAUGGAUAGAUGUGAUCAAGAAGGUAACAAUUAAACACAAUUAGGAGUUUAAGGAUGAGGCUGUGUCUUUGGAUGUUUUUAAAUUUCUGAAAGUGAAAACGUUGAAGAAUUUGAUGGCUUCAGUUUCUCAAAAGCUGAGUAAAUGGUCAGUUUUCUUCUUCAUAGAGCAACCUGGAAGAAAUAUGAAGAAAUGUCUCAAAGUGUUAUUUUUCAGGCCUUAAAGGGGGCAUUUGAACCAGGACAACAAGCUACUCUCUCUUUUUCUUUUAUUCUUUCUUUUCCUGUUCUGGACAUGGUCACAAAAUGAAUUUCAAUCAUUUAUUUUUAGCUUGUUUUAACCUUGAUAGGAAAGAUAGGAAAGUACCAGUAUAACAAUAAUACAUACAUACUUAAUUUGUGUUUGCCUCUUUCUUUGAAUGCAAGUUUUCUCUUCUUGCUACUGAAUGCAUGUAUUCAUUUGUUUCCAUUUAGGGAGUGUGUCGGGUACAAUACCUGAAUCAGUGGUGACAUCUGCUGGACAGUUUUUGGCUACAAAUCCAAUUUCAGUUUUGCUGCCUGUGAUUAAACUUAGUUAUAAGUUCAACUUGGUUUUACUCCAUUUUAUUUAAAUUUUUUUAUUAUUUUUUUUUACAUUUACAUUAACAAACAAACAUAACAUUAAAAAUACAAAGAAAAAAAAACAUGUUUAUUUCACAUCAACUCACCUGGCAAUGCAACCCACAGAAUGUUGAGCCAGUACAGGCUCAAGGACUUAUAUUCAUACAAGUUUUUUUUCUUUUUUUUAUAUAUAUCAGUGCCAAGUUAUACUGGUAUAUCCAACAGUUUAAAUAAAUAAUAUGCAGCAUCUUGAUUACAAGCUGGCCCGUGUCUUUUCAAUGCAUUGUCAAAAUAGAUAAAAGACAAAUAAUUUUAAAAAGUCAAAAUUCAUUCUGCAAAGUAGCAUUUCCUUCAACCCAGACAUCUCACGAGUGGAAAAACUUUGCUUAAGGUUUUCAGACAUUUUGUACCAUUCAUUACAACUGUUUUUUUUGUUGUUGUUUUUUGUCUAUUUCACUUUAUAUUAGAUGAAGAUUGAAAAAGGAAGUAUCUAACACCCGAGUUAUCCCCCAGGCAUCAUUAGGCUUAGGCUAUCCAAAAGUCAUGGCCACCUCGUUGAUGCAAAUUUUAAAGCAAUAAGUAAAGGGCUUUAAACCAUGGAUGCAUUAAAUGACAGCACUAAAAGUCAAUCCCAGGAAUUGUGUCCUCAGCCAAAAUGUGACUUUAUGCAGCUCAUAAGAUGCUUGAUCUAAACAAGCAUAGUGCGAAUAAAUGAUCACGAAAAAGUUUGUUUUGUUUGCGCUGGGAUCAAGAGAUACUUCUGGGACCGCCGCUUUUAUUCAGCUUUGAUUCAGAGAUAUUUUAUGAGCACAAAAUCCCUUCUGAUCAUAGUUAGUCUUGAAUUGUGUUUCAGUACAAUCCUUCAAAAUAAAUAGAAGAUGGUUUCUUAGUGCUCUAAAUGUCAGUCUCUUUUAGGCCAUAGCAGUCUGCCAGAUCAUAGAACUGAUAACCACUCUGCUCACAGGAGUUGUAAAUCCCCAUAGAGACCGUGUCUACUACAUCAAUCCGUCCCACUGCAGGUGUGCUGCUUUUUCCUGCCCUUCCUUUGAUUUUAUUUGACAGGUUGUUAACUUUCUCUUUCAACUGAAAAGAGGACUUUUGUAGAGGUGGAAAGAGACUCCAUCUUUUGAAACCCAGUGAGCGCCCUUUCCCCUUGUGAAACAAAGGGCUGCCGAAGGAUUCGUGCACGGUGUAGCUGGGUUUGUAGUCUCCUGUCUGAUCCGUUGUCAUUCCUUUGACAGCUGUCCGCCACCUCUGGUCAUAAAAGCGCCGCAGGACUCUCUGUCUUCUGUGGCACUGGCACUUGAGGAGUCGGGUGAAAGCACGCUGGAACUCUUUGCUGGAGCAGGGGUAGAUCAUGGGGUUGAUGCAGCUGUUAAAGUAGCCGAGCCAGAAGAUCACCUUAAAGACAGUUUCAGAUGGCUUCAGCGCUGGGAAGAAGGCACCUGGAGGAAGAUAAAGAUGGUCAGUGAGUAAACUUUUAUGAACUUUUAGGACAGGAGUAUGCUCAAUUUGGUUAUUCAUGGUCGUUUUUACACAUUAAACUUGUAAAAUUAUAGCAGGGGUAACACUCUUUCAUAACAGUGUAUAUGUGUUUUUUCAGCCAUGAUGUAAAUUAAGUUUGGAUACUAAUGAGUUAUUAAUUUGAAAUCAUAAAAAAACAACAUGAAACUCUAGAUCUUCAUCUUUUCUCCCAACAGCUUGGUAAAUACAUUAAAAAACUGUGCAUGUACUGCUGUGUUAAGACAUUAGCAAUAGUGACACAUUUUUCAUCCCUCAGCAUCCACAGUACUGUUUUUGUGAUGAUAAAUUGUUCUGUAGUAGCUGUUUGGUUGUGUUUAUUUAUGAGAAAAUGAGAGUUUCUGACAUUUUGUAGACUUUUAUUUAUGAGGCAGUUUAUUGGGGAAACAAUAUCUCCAUGCACAAAACUUGUUUCAGUCCUUGCAAGUGGAGUAUGUGAUGUUUAAAAUGGUGCUAAGAGUUAAAUGAUACUCUGAGGGGUUGUUAAUGACACACAAAUCAACAUAUAAACACAUACUUGAAAUUACCAUUAGAUUUAACAUAGUGGAUGGAUUAUGACCUUGGUCUCGUUCAGGGAUUGCCAGAUUUAAGUAAAGCAGCUCUUUGGGGUGUGGCUUAAAGCCUCCUCUUUGUUAUUAGUAUUGGUAAAAUGGAGACCCAGCCUUAAACACCUUUUGCCAGUUUUUUAGGAUUAUGGCGUCCUAAGAUUGAGCAUUUAACCCUUUUUUGUAGGACUUUGUUUUGGCUAUUUAGAAAGUGAAAUAAAACCUGUUGAAGGCUUUUUAUAUUUACAGAUUAGUAAAAACUUAUAUCUGAGUUAAAAUACUUAUUUCUUCUGAUUUCAUGAAAGUUUUAAUAUUGCCUUAAGUGUUUUUUUUUUCCAUGGAUAUUGCCUCAUAACUUUUUAUGUGUCUUUGUGUCCACAGGCUUGGAUUUAACAGUGUUGACCCUGGACACAGAGGCAACAUAUCACAGUGCUAAUGUCAGUCCCUGGGCUCAGAAGUGUAUUUUAACUUGAUUUGGUUUGUAUAUUGUAGAGAGCUGUAGAAAAUGGCCUGUUUGUGACUCUAGAGGUGCUUUUAUGUAGUUUUGGCAUAAAUCCUUCUCACUGAUGCAAGCAGCAGAUUUGUGCUGUCCAUCAACUCUGUGACAAAAUCGAAUGAUAAGCAGAAUUCUCAAUUUACUUUUGACUUUUCUUCUUUAUUCUCAUAAAGAACAACAUUACUCAUCCCUUUUUGUUGAAAUGACUCAUAAACUCACCAGCUCUGGUUCAACUCGUUAAUGAUUAAUAAAGGGUAGAUUAAAGGCAGUGAUAGUUUCCAUUGAUUCUUCCUACCGAAAUGACAUCAUUUAGAAAUUGAACUGAGAUGGUGAAGUGAAAUGAUUCACCUCUCUGACGCAGUCCAACAACACCAUGGCAACAAGUCAUAUCAUUAAGCAGGGUUGCUGUUCCUUUGAGAUAACAGUCUCCUUUUAGGCCUGAGUUCAGCGAGAUGAUUGUCGUUUUAAUAUUUUCUUGGUUUUUCUAAAUUUACAUUGGCUCAUGUACAAGUCCUUGAGCCAAGACUAUGAGGACUUGUCCAAUUUCUCAGACUAAAUUUUGUAAUGGCUCUUUGGUGAGAGCCGAGAGAACCCUGAUCAGUUCUCAGCAUUUAACUUUACAUGCGAAGGUUAUCA